CGUGCCACGAUCAUCGUCUCCUCGCUUUGCCAGACUCCCAAAUCAGUUGCCUGAAAUCCAAUUUCUUCCAUCUUUGUAUUCUUCUACGGUCCUAUAUCGGACUUUUUUUCACCUUCCAAAUCCCAAUUUCUGUUAACACGGAUUCCAUAUCAAAACCCUAGGUUUUGAAUCCGAUCCCUCCGUUGUCCCUGCUUUUCGUCGCCGUCCGUUUGGUUUUCCCCCAUUUUCAAUCGAAUCCGGUUCAAUUACUUGCAAACCCCUGGGAAUGGGAACUGUUCGGGUUCAUUUGGAUGCUCAAAGGCCGGAAGCCUCUUCGUCUGCUCAAUCCACCACCACCUCGUCCACCUGCCGGACGGAGACGGUCAACGGGUCGCACGAUUUCAAGAUUAAGGGUUAUUCGCUGUCAAAAGGCAUGGGAAUCGGGAAAUACAUAGCCUCCGAAACGUUUACUGUUGGCGGGUAUGAUUGGGCUAUUUACUUUUACCCAGAUGGGAAAAGUAAUGAGGAUAAUGCUACGUAUGUGUCUCUCUUCAUUGCGCUGGCUAGUGAUGCAACUGAUGUUCGGGCGCUGUUUGAGCUGACUCUGUUGGAUCAGAGUGGGAACGGGAGGCAUAAGGUUCAUUCUCAUUUCGGGAGGGCUUUAGAGACUGGACCAUACACCCUCAAAUAUCGGGGCAGCAUGUGGGGCUACAAACGAUUUUUUAGAAGACCUAUGUUGGAAACAUCCGACUUCCUCAAAGACGACUGCCUCUUGAUACAGUGCACUGUUGGCGUUGUCAGAACAUAUAUAGAAGCACCCAAGAUUUACUCCAUUCCUAUGCCACCGCCUAACAUUGGUCUCCAUUUUGGGAAGCUCUUGGAAAGUGCAGAGGGAAGUGAUAUAAAUUUUGAAGUUGAUGGUGAAGUGUUUCGUGCUCACAAGUUGGUGCUUGCUGCACGUUCUCCUGUAUUCAGGGCACAGCUCUUUGGUCCCUUGAAGGAACAAUACACACAUUGCAUUAGAAUUGAAGAAAUGCAAGCUCCUGUUUUUAAGGCAUUGCUUCACUUCAUAUAUUGGGAUGCACUGCCUGAUUUACAAGACCUCGUUGGUCAUGAUACAACAUGGGCUGCCACUCUGAUGGCCCAACAUUUGCUUGCUGCAGCAGACCUAUAUGGGCUUGACAGGUUGAGAUUGCUCUGCGAGUCUAAACUCAUAGAGGACGUCGCCAUCAAUACAGUAGCUACAACGCUAGCUCUGGCUGAUCAACACCAGUGCGUGCAACUGAAAUCUGUUUGUCUGAAAUUCAUCGCAUCGUCUGAAAAUUUGAAAGCUGUGAUGGAAACAGAGGGAUUUGAUCACCUGAAGGAGAGCUGUCCUUCGGUGUUAACUGAACUGCUUCAAUAUGUAGCCAAGAUGGGUCUACACCCAGCAACUUGCUGUGGUCAUGGCAGGACCGGUCUUGAUGGAAGUGAUGCAAAUGGAAGAAGAGUGAAACAGAGAAUGUACUGACAACUGAACUGGUAACUCCUGACCCCAAUUGGCCACCGUGAGGCGGUAGUGUAUACUCUUAUUGUGCACAACUUGUACUAUUUCUUUAUCUAUAACGAGCCAUUCAAAUAGGAACUACAUUGUUAUAGCUCUCCAUUGUCUUUUGAGCUAAUAUAUAUCAUGAAUGAACAUAUUUCCAGACUACCUUUUUGGACCCGAGACUGGUGUUUUGAUUUCGCGUGCGGUGUAUUUGGCGUUUGUCUUUGUGUACUCUUUUAACUAAUGGGAGCGCCUUCAUUGAUGCUCUCAUAAGGGAUGUGCUUUAUGUAAUCUUAUUUUCAUUCAUUAGUAUAAAGAAAAAUGUGUACCAUUA
This is a messenger RNA of Cuscuta campestris, 1841 nucleotides long. NCBI's taxonomy places the organism in Eukaryota, Viridiplantae, Streptophyta, Magnoliopsida, Solanales, Convolvulaceae. The record is from the annotation of a GenBank genome assembly.